AUGGGAGAAACAUUUGGUGAACAAUUCUCUAGAAUAGCGGGAUUAAUGUUCGUCUGGAGCACAAUCCAACAGCUAGUUCCAUACAGAGUACAAAUCUAUCUAGAAAAACUGUGGGCUAAAUUGUUCACUUUCUUCUACCCAUAUGUCCACAUUACCUUCCAUGAAUACACCAAAGGCAUGAGAAACGAGGCCUACUCUUGCAUCGGGACUUACCUCGGUGCAAAAUCCAGCAACAAGGCGAAACAUCUGACCGGCGAUAAGUCCGGUAACAGCAAGUCUUUGACUAUUAGCUUGGCUAAAAGGGAAGAAACCAUCGAUGAGUUCAAUGGCGUUCAGUUUCAAUGGAAGGCUUUUACAGAGGAGAUACAGGACAGUUCUUCGUCCCGGCGGGGAGGGUUGAGUAUCCCACAUGAGAAGAACUCAUAUAUUCUUGUGUUCCAUGAGAAAUACAGAGAAAUGGUUGCAGAAAGGUAUUUGGAUUAUGUAAUUGAAGAAGGGAAAGCAAUUGAGCUGAGUAAUAGGAAGAGGAAACUGUAUACGAAUAAAAACGGCAAUGAUUGGUACUGGAAUGGAGGUAAAUGGAAACAUAUCAUCUUUCAGCAUCCUGCAACAUUUGAUACUCUGGCUAUGGAUCCUAAGAAGAAGCAAGAAAUCAUUAAUGAUCUUGAUGCUUUUAAGAAAGGGAAAGAGUAUUACGCAAAGAUCGGUAAGGCCUGGAAGAGGGGUUAUCUUCUUUAUGGUCCUCCAGGAACAGGGAAAUCAACAAUGAUUGCGGCCAUAGCCAAUUAUAUGGAGUAUGAUAUCUAUGAUAUGGAGCUCACAUCAGUGAAAACUAACUCUGAGCUUAAGCAGCUUCUGAUUGACACCAGGAGUAAAUCCGUUAUUGUUAUUGAAGACAUUGAUUGCUCUCUUGAUCUGACGAAGAAAAGGAAAAAGAAGGAAGACGACGGCGCAAAAACAGAGGAAAAGAAGAAGGAUGAUGAAGAAGAGGAGGAGAAGGAUAGCAACAGUAAGAGUAAGGUUACAUUAUCUGGGCUGCUGAAUUUCAUUGAUGGAAUUUGGUCAGCUUGUGGGCAAGAGAGGAUCAUCAUCUUCACUACAAACCAUGUCGAUAAACUCGAUCCGGCUCUGAUUCGCAGAGGAAGAAUGGACAUGCAUAUUGAGAUGUCUUACUGCAAAUUUGAGGCAUUCAAGAUAUUGGCUAAGAACUAUUUGGACAUUGAUUCACACCCUUUGUUUGGAGAAAUCAGGCAAUUAUUAGAGGAGAAUGAUGUUAGUCCUUGUGAUGUGGCUGAGAAUUUGAUGCCAAAGACUGAUUCAGGGGAUGCUCAACACUGUUUGAUGAAGUUGGUUGAAGCUAUCAAAACUGCCAAGUUAGAGAAAGAAAAGUCAGGAGACAAGAAAGAAUCUAAGCCCAGAAAAAUGAAGUUCAAUCUUUUGAGUAAAUUCAACUUCUUCAAGCAAUCUGCAAAAGGAAAGAGUUAG
Molecule: messenger RNA, 1485 nt
Organism: Oldenlandia corymbosa var. corymbosa
Lineage: Eukaryota; Viridiplantae; Streptophyta; Magnoliopsida; Gentianales; Rubiaceae
Source: the annotation of a GenBank genome assembly